Messenger RNA from Suillus clintonianus, 1392 nucleotides. Its product is annotated as O-methyltransferase-domain-containing protein. The transcript has 10 exons. The record is from RefSeq and is a predicted model, not a curated record. Gene Ontology annotation, molecular function: O-methyltransferase activity. NCBI's taxonomy places the organism in Eukaryota, Fungi, Basidiomycota, Agaricomycetes, Boletales, Suillaceae. The coding region runs from base 1 to 1392 and encodes 463 amino acids.
AUGGUCCACGCAGAACUUGAUCGGCUCCAAGCAUGUUUGAAUUUCGCACUCGAUACCCUCCGCAAGGAGAUGGACAAGUCUCAGCUUCCUCCCCUGAGCCAACACAGCUUAGUAGAACACCCAUUGGACGACCCAACAACCUACCUACCAAGCACGGCGUUGUUUGAAGCUCGGCGCCUCUCUCUAGCAUGCCUGGGUGAACUAAAGGACCUUGUACAGACGCCUUUGGAUAAGCGCAUGGAUGAGAGGUACACCGCGUAUGCCGCUGUCUGCACUGAUACCCUCAUCAAGACCGGUAUCAUCGAUUACCUGUCUGACGUGCCAAACUCCUCUCAAGGUGUCCCAGCCGCUGAACUGGCCUCCAGAUUUGAACUUGAUUCUCAAAAGCUCGUUCCCAUUCUCCGCUGCUUUGCAGCCAACGGUUGGGCUAGGGAGACCUGUGAUUAUUCAUUUGCUUUGAACAGAUGCUCGCGCUCUUUCAUCAAAGGUCACGCAGGUCGGAGACUGAACCUUUUUAUGCCUGGGUUUAUGUCGAUGGUAGAAUCUAUACCAAGUUGGGUGAUGGAAUCGGAUUGGAAACUAUCGCGUUCUCCAGCGCAGACUCCUUUCCAAAUCGCAUUCAAGACUCCCUUGCACCGAUUCGCCUGGGUUAUGGAGCAUCCACAUGCCCUCAUUCCAAUUGCGGAUCAUCUUCAAGUCCAUGGUGAUAUGUCUACGCCGAGUGUCGUGGCAGACUACCCAUGGAAACAGCUGGAUACACCUAUCAUCGUUGAUUGUGGAGGGGGAAAAGGUGGUCUAGUUUCGGCCAUCCUAGACGCGCAUCCUUCCUUCCAAGCUAUCGUGCAGGACACGGAGAAUGUUGUCGCAUUGACAAGUUCGAUUAUGGAAGAACGCCGCCCUCGUGAUGUUGAAAAUGGUAGACUCAAGGUGGAAGCCCACGACUUUUUCCAGCCUCAACCACGGAUCGGAAACGAUUAUAGCUUUAUCUUGCGUCAUAUAAUACAUGAUUGGCCGGACGACGAAGCGGUCGGUGUUGCGACGAUAUUGGGAAACGUAGCUCGCGCGUUGGGCCCCAAGUCCAAGAUACUCAUCGUCGACAUGGUAGUUGUCCCGAACGUAGAUUCGACUGCCACAACGAACGCCGAAUUGUUCCUACUGGACAGCGAUGUUAAACGCGUCGACUAUAGUGUUCCAUCGCACUUUGGUUCAGCGUCUAAAAUAGUCAACGCGUUCUCGGUGCACAUGCUGACCUUGAUGAACGGUUGCGAGAGGUCUUUGCCUGAGUGGGAGACACUUGUGAAAGGGUGCGGACUCUGUAUCACCAACGUUUACCCGCUGCGAGCUCACACUUCCAUUAUUGAAUGUGCACUUGACACACGAGCAUCACCGUAA